This is a messenger RNA of Phacochoerus africanus (Common warthog), 846 nucleotides long. RefSeq names its product golgi associated RAB2 interactor family member 6 (gene GARIN6). Gene Ontology annotation, cellular component: nucleus. NCBI's taxonomy places the organism in Eukaryota, Metazoa, Chordata, Mammalia, Artiodactyla, Suidae. The record is from RefSeq and is a predicted model, not a curated record.
AUGACAGCAGUCUUCACUCCCCGAGGUAAGCGGAGGUUGCCAGUUAUAGGGGGAAAUGAUGUUAGGUUGGCUCAUCAGUUACCAGGGAAACCAGCAGACGGGCACGCCCAUCACUGCCCCUUUGAUAAGGAAGCUAGAAAAAUCACUGGCUGGGGCCGGGAGCAAGUAUGUAGGGUGGUCGGUCAUGUGAGUAGGGUGUGGAUAGUGAGGAACAGCCAGUCCAUGUUACCACACUACACAGCUGAAAGCAGCCUUGCAGUGGGCGUGUUUAAGACCUCCAUGGGGAAACUGCAGCGACAACUGUACCAGGGGGAGUGCACUAUAUUCCAGUACGCGCCAGUGUUUGAGAAUGGCUUUAUACAGGUCAGCAGAAAAGGAGAAAUGAUUGAGGUGCACAACCGGGCCAGACUGGCGACUCUGGGCAUCAUUCACACCAGCCCCUACCUCACGCUCCCCAGUGUCAUGCUGCUGGCCCGAUCAGGUACGAUCUGUGAUGACUAUAACAGACACAGUCCUGCUGCCCAGGAGAGAGGUAAAAAGCUGACACGGAUCUUUUUAGAGGUAACCAGGCUGCUUCCCUUGAAGUUUAUAAAGAUAGCCAUCCGUAACCGUGAAAAACAACAGCUCCACCUGAAGCUUGCCACUGGCCGCUCUUUUUACCUGUAGCUGUAUUCCCCUUCAGAAAUAAGAGAUCUUUUUGCUCACUGGGAAAACCUCAGUUACAUCCUAAGACCACUGGUGGAGCAUAACAGAGGCACCCAGGCCAUCCCAGCUGGGGACACAUUAGACACAACUGGGUUUGAGGAAGACAAUAAGUGUCCAGUGGUGUCUUUGCAGAGACUCUAA